CUCGGUCUCUCUCCUCUCAAGCGCUCGAUUUCACCUCUCAAGCGCUCGAUUUCACCCCUCAUCUCUCUCGACAGUCUAGAUUUCGCCGGAGCGUCCGCUUCUAGGGCUUCGGUUUUGGAUUUGGUGGUGGCUGAUCAUUUGGUCGAGUUCAGAGCUACUAUGUCUUUGAAUGAAUUUACUGCAUGCGAUGAUGGUAGUGAAUCUGGUAAUGAAACUUUAUCUAUACGUAAAAGAAGAGCAAAAUCAAAAGUUUGGGAGUAUUUUACUGAGUUGCCUGUUGAUAGUGAUGGGAAAGCUAAAGUUCAGUGCAAGAAAUGUGACCAAGUUUAUGUUAGUGGUUAUGGUACCACAAAUAUGUUGAGGCAUAUUCAUUCUUGCCCAAAAUGGGAUAUAGAUGAGGUUGAUUCAUCGUGGAAAACCAUGCCAUUAGAUCAAGAUAAUUACAGAGAAAUGUUGGCUAGGGUCAUUGCAUUGCAUGGUUAUUCAUUCUGUUAUGUGGAACAUCGAGGGAUACGCAAAUUACAUACAUUUUUAAAUCCUGAAGUUAAGCAUAUCUCGAGGAACACCACUAAAGCUGAUUUGCUUAAGUUGUACCAGAAAGAAAAAAGAAUUCUUAAACAAACUUUGAAGCUAGUUCCUAGCAGAAUCAGUCUAACUACAGACUUGUGGACCUCUUCAACAUCAGAUUACUACAUGUCUCUUACUGCACAUUACAUUGAUGAGCAAUGGAUCUUGCAAAACAAAAUAUUAGCUUUGUCUCAUGUUUCACCCCCAUAUAGUGGGGCAAUUUUAGUAGAGAAGCUAUUUCAUUUACUGAAGGAGUGGGGCAUAGAAAAAAGAAUUUUCACUGUUACAUUGGAUAAUGCAUCAUAUAAUGAUGCUUUUAUGAAGAUUUUGAAAGACCAUCCUGCUUUAAAGGAGCAUUUUGUCUCCAAGGGUGAAUUUUUGCAUGUACGAUGUUGUGCUCACAUUUUAAAUCUUGUUGUACAAGAUGGUUUAAAAAUAAUUGAUAAAUCUUUAUCCAAGUUUAGAGAAUGCAUUAAAUAUGUAAAGAGUCCUCCUGGAAGGAAGAAAAAAUUUGCAAAGUGUAUCGAACAAACUUAUUCAGUUGGUGCAAAGAAAAUUCAACAAGAUGUGUCCAAUAGGUGGAAUUCCACCUUUUUAAUGUUGGAGAGUGUUUUACCUUUUCGUCGGGCAUUUGAGCAAUUGAAGGUAAUCGAUUCAAAUUUUAUAUUUUGUCCAUCAACUGAAGAAUGGGUAAAGGCUGAAAAAAUAGCAAAGUUCUUGAAACCUUUUUACGAAGUGUGCACUCUUUUUUCUGGAAGUAAAUACCCAACUUCUAACUUGUAUUUUGGUGGAGUUUGGAAGAUACAAAAAUGCAUAAAGGAAGAGAUGACAAGUGAAGAUGAAGACAUAAAAUCCAUGGCAAGUGAUAUGGAGAAAAAGUUUAAUAAAUAUUGAAAGUGUUAUAGCAAGAUUUUGUCCUUUGCAUGCAUCUUAGACCCCGUUAUAAGGUGAAAUAUGUGGAGUUUUGUUUUCAAAAAGUGGGUCUUGGUUCUACUCAUGUGGUGACUCUCUUGGAUAAGUUAAAGCUUCUUUACAAAGAAUAUGAGAAAGCAUCAAAUGAUAUAUGCAUGGCCGGUAGUAGUUCGGAAGAGGCCUUUGGAGAUGUUCGUGAUGAUGAGAUGCUUGAGUUUGAACAGUUUGAGAGCCAAGUAGUUUCAGUCAGUAGGACCAAGUCUGAAUUAGAAGAGUAUUUAGAUGAAAAGAUACUUUCUUGGAAGAAAAAUGAGAAAUUGAAUGUUCUUGAAUAUUGGAAAGUAGAAUCUGAGAAGCGUCCUCAAUUAUCCAUGAUGGCUCGUGAUAUACUCAGUAUCCCUAUUACUUCAGUGGCCUCUGAAUCUGCUUUCAGUAUAGCUGGUCGUGUGCUUGAUAAGUACCGCAAUCGUUUUCUUCCGGAAAAUGCCGAAGCUCAAAUAUGCCUUGGUUCUUGGUUAGAGGAGGUUCCUUCUUUGGAAGAUAUUGAAGAAGGACAUCUGUUGGUGCAUGAUUUUAGUGAUAUUCAAAAUUUUGAAUCUGAAGGAGGGUGGUGAAGUGCUUGUUAGAAGAUUUGUCAUCUAUUAAGGAGGUGUGUGUUGAUUGUGGUAGCAGCAGUGAUGCUUAUACUUGCAGUAAUUGGUUUUAUACUCGCCGUUCUUUGCCUGCAACAAGAGCGAAGAGAUGACAUCAAACUACUUUUGGAUCAUGUACAUGAGUUUGAGAACGAUCGGUAGUUUAAGAAAAGUCUAAGAUCAACCGCCUCUUUCACUCUCAUCCAGUUUUAACUUAUCUUGUAGUGGUUAUUGUUUGAUAGACAAUGGACUAAAAAGGCCAAUCUCUUUCAGCAUAUGUUGAUCUAUAUAAUGUUUACUAGUCGUAAUGCUGUGUAUAAAACUUGGGAUCUUAGCGCUUCACAUUUUGAUUUU
Asparagus officinalis (garden asparagus) is the source of this 2465-nucleotide messenger RNA. RefSeq names its product zinc finger BED domain-containing protein RICESLEEPER 2-like. The transcript has 5 exons. NCBI's taxonomy places the organism in Eukaryota, Viridiplantae, Streptophyta, Magnoliopsida, Asparagales, Asparagaceae. Gene Ontology annotation, molecular function: DNA binding. The coding region runs from base 160 to 1461 and encodes 433 amino acids. The record is from RefSeq and is a predicted model, not a curated record.